UGGUCUUUCCGAGUCGACGAUAUGUCAAGUUUGACACUUAAUGUUUUAGCCAUACUGAUCUCUGCAGUAGUUUAUAGCUAUGCAGAAAACUCCACUAAUUCCAACUUAACAAAAUGCCUGUCAAGUUUAAAUGAAGUUGAACGUGAACUUUCUUCUAAAAUCCCACCAUUGAAAGGAUUAACAUCAGACAAUUGGAGGAAUAUUUCAAGAGCCCUAUUCCCAGCACUCACUCAGAAUCAACCGUCGUUGUAUAUCAAAGUAACCCUACGAAUCAUCAGUAAUCAGACUGUUUACGAAGUCAAAAAGUUUACUUGGGCUGAAAGUUGUGCCUUUGUAACCGACGUCUUUAUUGACGCAGCGACAGUAUUUUCUUUGGGAACACUAUGGCCACAGCGAAGGCAAGCUGAAUUGGACUUGACAGUGCAUCGAUUGUGCAACAAGUCACAAAUAUUGAAGGAGAAUGGUUUCAAAGAUGAAAACGAAGCGUGGAGAUACGUUCUUUUAACGUUACAAGAUAUUGCCAUACUUCCAAAUUUGUCUGACCCRCGAGUCAACACAGCMCAAUGUGUGGUAGUUGGUCAUGAAGGAGAUGUKGAACAACCAAUUGUAUGUCCAGACUGGAAUAACUGGAGAGGCAUCUGGAUAUMUGUAGCUUCUGUCGCAUCUACAAUUGUCAUUUACUUGUUUGCAAAAAAAUUGUUUGAUAGUCAAGAAAUGAUUUUGUUUUCAAGAACAUGCAUAGUCUUAAGUUUGUCUUGUUUCAUAUUGAUGGUAGCUGAAUUGUUGUACAUUGCCUACUUAUUGAUUUCUGAAAUGUCAAAAGUUCGUUUCAGUCAUUUGUAUUUUAAAAUGUUAGGCAUUUUCCUUUAUAUACUUUCAUAUUUCAUAUUCUUAUUCAUUCCUUUUUGCAAGUGCUGUAAGAAAUUUCAUAUAUCCUUCAAUGAUCAAUGUGUGAAUGAAUGUAAUCAGUAUGGUUCCUGCAGCUGUAAAAAAAUCCCUAAAUGGGUACGUAAAUGUGAUUCUGAAUGCAAGUGUAAAAAACAACCUAAAUAUUUGAAAAUAUUGGGAAAGCUGGGAUCAAAAUUUAUGCUUGCAUGCACUUAUCAGAUUGUUUACCAUUUGUUGUGGGUAUUUUGUGGUGGAAUACCAGCUGAUCCUUCCUGGGCUCUACCUAUGUUUCUGUGUGAAUGUGUUAUUGUCCUGGCUUUUUUCUUUGGAAUAUAUAUUUACUUUGAAUCGAAGAAUUCCCACCCUGUGUAUAGUGCAUGUGCUGCAUGUGUUGUCAUGGUAACAAUAGGGUUUUCAUUUUAUGCCUCAAAAGUUGAUGAAAAAAUAGGAAAUGUUUUAGUUAUUGCAAUUCCAGCUGUAUUGCUGUGGUUUUAUAAGGAUUCUGGGAGUUCAACUACCAAGUCAAAGCCUGAGUCAAACCCGAGUCGUGAGACACCUGUCUGAGUCCAAAUAAAAUAAAGUAUAAGAUAAAGAAGUAAAAACAUAUUUUGGGCAGGAAGAACUGACAAAUAUUGUUUCUAUUUAUAUGUCGGAUUUGUUAAUAGAGUGGCUUUCGCACAAUUAAAAAAAUUUUCAUUCACAUGUUAAAUGACUAUUAUAUCACAAUAUGCUUUAUAGUAGGGUAGAGUUAGUAUAAUUAUAUAAAUUAUAGAAUAAUUUUUACUUCAAUUGUAAAUCAGAAUAUGUAUGGAUUUAAUAAAUAAAAAAAACAUUGAAAUUGUUC
Messenger RNA from Exaiptasia diaphana, 1732 nucleotides. RefSeq lists its product as uncharacterized. Bases 22 to 1452 code for a protein of 476 amino acids. The record is from RefSeq and is a predicted model, not a curated record. The transcript has 2 exons. Lineage: Eukaryota; Metazoa; Cnidaria; Anthozoa; Actiniaria; Aiptasiidae.